Molecule: messenger RNA, 1300 nt
Organism: Abrus precatorius (Indian licorice)
Lineage: Eukaryota; Viridiplantae; Streptophyta; Magnoliopsida; Fabales; Fabaceae
Product: ethylene-responsive transcription factor 4-like
Exons: 1
Coding region: 181-801 (206 amino acids)
Biological process (GO): regulation of DNA-templated transcription
Molecular function (GO): DNA-binding transcription factor activity; DNA binding
Source: RefSeq, a predicted model, not a curated record
CACUCUCUCUCUCUCUCUCUCUCUCUCUUGAAUUGGGCUAUAAAAAGCCUCCAACUCCGAUUGUUCCCCUCAGGCAUUGUCUCAAUCCCACAACCCCUACUCCUCUCACUUUAUUGUUCUCUGCUCAGAAAAAAUUUGAAUCUCACACCAACAAAUCCACGGAUUCAAAAUACCAAAACAAUGGCUCCGAGGGACAGAGCCACCGCACUCACCGGACCCAAUCCACCUCCCCAUAACGCCAAAGAGAUCCGUUACAGAGGCGUAAGAAAGCGUCCAUGGGGGCGUUACGCCGCCGAGAUCCGCGACCCAGGCAAGAAAACCCGCGUCUGGCUCGGCACCUUCGACACCGCCGAAGAAGCCGCUCGUGCUUAUGACGCCGCGGCGCGUGAGUUUCGCGGCGCAAAGGCCAAGACUAAUUUUCCCACACCCUCUGAACUCAUAAACAACAACGCGCGAAGCCCAAGCCAGAGCAGCACGCUCGACUCCUCCUCUCCGCCGCCGCCGCCGCUCGACCUCACCCUCACUCCGCUCUCCGCCGCUGGCGUCGGCGCCUUGGCGUUCCCGGUGGCGCGUCCUGUGUUUUUCUUUGAUGCGUUUGCGCGUGCGGAUUCCGUAACCGGCGUGGCACGCCGUGAGAUGUGUGGGCUCGAACGCCCGGUGGCUGAUUUCCGUCGAGCCGCCGCCUCCGCCGCAGCGCAGAGCGAUUCUGAUUCUUCCUCCGUCGUGGACUACGACUGCGUUCCGCGUCGAGGACUUUUAGAUCUUGACCUGAACGUUCCUCCUCCGCCGGAGGUUGCUUGAUCUUGGGGCGUUUGGAAACAAAGAUCUGUUUUUUCGGAAAUUUUCGCAGUUUUUAAAGCAUCUCGCAAGUACCCAUUUUGAGAAAAAGGAGUCGCCCUCCGAGAACAUAGAUAUUACGAAGAGGGCGCAAAGUGAGUAGCUGACAUGAUGUUUGGAUUUGUUGACCAUUAUGAUAACGAUGAUGAUGAUAACCGGCACGUUUUUGUAAAUACGUUAUAACCAAAAGCAAGUUUGUUUGCUCUUUUUGCAACUGGGAACUUAUUCGGAGUAUCUCAUGGUUGUUUCUGCAAUUUCUGAGGACUUAUAUAAUAUAAAAUGGCAUUUUUAUCAUGUUAAUCUGAUUCUCUUUUUUAAGCUAUAGGUAAGAGAUGUAUGCAUUAGGACUCAAUAUUAACAUAAUGCGAUUGUAUGGUACCCAUCCUUAUCCAUUUACAUAAGGGGUUUGAAGGCUUUUUUCACAUUUUAGAUUAAUAAUGAAACGUGUGUAAGCUAUACAUCU